Messenger RNA from Penicillium manginii, 1407 nucleotides. Its product is annotated as SKI complex subunit WD repeat protein SKI8. Bases 1 to 1407 code for a protein of 468 amino acids. Gene Ontology annotation, biological process: translation. The transcript has 8 exons. Gene Ontology annotation, cellular component: large ribosomal subunit; Cdc73/Paf1 complex. Gene Ontology annotation, molecular function: structural constituent of ribosome; protein binding. The record is from RefSeq and is a predicted model, not a curated record. Lineage: Eukaryota; Fungi; Ascomycota; Eurotiomycetes; Eurotiales; Aspergillaceae.
AUGGCUCUGCGUCUCUUCGCCCCGGCGCCCCUGCGCAUCUCGCCUACUUUUAUCCCCUUCGCUUUCGCCCUCCCAAUCUCCAUCACUAUCCCCCCGCUCCUCGCCGAUCUUUGGGAAUCCGUCCUCCGCGCCGUCCCCAAGAAGAAGACCUCCCACAUGAAGAAGCGUCACCGUCAAAUGGCCGGCAAGGCCCUGAAGGAUGUCCAGUCUCUGAACAAGUGCCCAGGCUGCGGUCAGGUCAAACGCGCCCACUUGUUGUGUCCUCACUGUGUGAGAGGUACGGUCCAUUCCGGAAGAACCGGAGAGCCUUUGAGCCAUCACAUCACCUAUAUGAUGGCUCACAUGAUAUCAGGGAUUCGUGGAAGACGGCGCAGACCACCGCAUAAAGGCGAAUCGAUCGAUCUCGACAAUGAUCAUGACGGAAGCGAGCUAGGCUGGUCUUUUCACGACAAAGCCUCACCUCACCUCACCUCACCUUCACGACAAUAUCUGGCGUGGGGCACUGCCGAUAAUGCACACCCCGUGGACAUCUUCUCCGUAGCUGUAACAGACAAGUCAGUCCUGUCAGCAUCAGGAGCUCCAUCAAUCAAAGUCCACUCGACCCUCGACACGGAAUUCCCACUGGUGCAGUCUCUCGAUGGCGCGCACACACUGGGCUGCCACCACAUCGUUACCGGCGCCAAGGGCACGCGCGCCAUUAGCGCUGGAUUUGCCGGCGAGGUCAAGGCCUGGUCUUGCCAGGAUGGGCACUGGUCGGCUGACCAGGUAGUCUCAGCGAAUCUCACAAACGUGGAUGCUUGGGCAAUUGCCUUAUCCGAAGAUGGCCAGUAUCUGGCUGGUGUUUCUCAAGACGGCCAUGUUCGGGUGUGGGAUCUCAAUGAUAAUGGCACUCAAAUACGAGACCAUGAGACUAAGGGUAGCUUUGGUACAUGUAUUGACCUGUCCCCCGAUGGAAAAUUCAUAGCCAGCGGUCAUGAAAACGGAGCUGUUUAUAUCUUCAAGACUGAAGAUGGCCGGAUGCCAUUUUCUUUGUCUGGUCUGGUCAAACCUGUCCGAAGCGUCGCCUUCUCACCAGGAGGAAAGAUCCUCGCAGCGGCUGGAGACUCCAAAGUGAUCGUACUCUACGACACAUCUUCCGGUCUGCAGAUUGCCAAUCUUUCGGGCCAUAGCGCCUGGAUCUUGUCUCUCUCUUGGAGCGAUUCGGGCGAGUACCUACUGAGCAGUUCAUUCGACGGUAAGGUCAAGGUCUGGUCAAUCGACACCAAGGCUUGCGUCGCCACCCACUCUGAGACCGAAAAGGCUGUCUGGAGCGCGAAGUGGCUCCCCAAAGCGAAUAGGUCCGAGGGAUUCGCGACUGGGGGCGCGAAUCGGAGCAUUGCUUUCUACCGGGAAGCUACUGGUGGUUGA